Molecule: messenger RNA, 729 nt
Organism: Didymosphaeria variabile
Lineage: Eukaryota; Fungi; Ascomycota; Dothideomycetes; Pleosporales; Didymosphaeriaceae
Exons: 2
Coding region: 1-729 (242 amino acids)
Source: RefSeq, a predicted model, not a curated record
AUGUCGCCCGCACCUACCAAUACUGCCUCGGCUCCGCAGCCGUCAGCCCUCCCACCUUCUUCCGACACGUCGAACCUACCCCAUCGCGAGAACACGGUAUCGGAUGCCACUUCAGCGCCCAAAGUGAAACCAGCCCGGAAGCCUCUUCUCCGCCUGGAGCUCCGUGAUCUGUCCGACGACGGCACGCGUGCCUUCCUCCGCCUUCUGCAUGCCUCCACUGCCCUCGAAACCGCCAUAGAUGCCAAUGGCGUCGCCUACACUACCGGUCGCGACAUUGACGAGGACCACAAGGAGAUUCACCUCAGCACCGACUACAUCAAUCACGUCCCGGAAAGCAGACAGAAAGAAGAAAUACAAGGUGUAAUUGUGCACGAGAUGGUACACUGCUGGCAACACAACGCACUAGGUACAGCUCCAGGCGGCUUGAUCGAAGGCAUCGCAGACUGGGUGCGCCUGAAAGCUGGAUUUGCGCCUCCACAUUGGAAGAGAACCGCCGAUGGUGACUGGGACGCGGGUUACGAACGGACGGGCUUCUUCCUGGAGUGGCUAGAAGCUGCUCAUGGUGUGGAUGUUGUCCGCAAGAUCAAUGAAGGACUGAGGGGCUGCAAGUACGAUCCCGAUAGACUAUGGCACACGUGUUGUGGCAAGAGUGUCGAGAAUCUAUGGGAUGGAUACAAAUCCAGCCUCGGAGAUGGAGAUUCAAAGCAAUCCCCGGCUGAGUCUACUUAG